This is a messenger RNA of Dendrobium catenatum, 1711 nucleotides long. RefSeq names its product 2-oxoisovalerate dehydrogenase subunit alpha 2, mitochondrial. The record is from RefSeq and is a predicted model, not a curated record. Gene Ontology annotation, biological process: branched-chain amino acid catabolic process. The transcript has 9 exons. Bases 164 to 1537 code for a protein of 457 amino acids. Gene Ontology annotation, molecular function: oxidoreductase activity, acting on the aldehyde or oxo group of donors, disulfide as acceptor. Lineage: Eukaryota; Viridiplantae; Streptophyta; Magnoliopsida; Asparagales; Orchidaceae.
GCCAAAAUACUUUCAUACUCAUUUGGACUCGCAUGCAGACACGCCUUUCUCCUUUAUCUCGUUUACUAAAGAUUUAUUUUAUUUGCGAUCAUAAACUGAUCAAAUUGUUUACUCAAAGCUUGAAUUUUUGAAACAAAGUUUGAGGAAAAAAUUUCCUUUUCCAAUGGCUCUCAUCUGCCACGCAAGAUCCACAGCGGCGCGGCAUUUUAUGCGAGGCUUAUCUGCUUCGACUGUAAUCGGUCGCUGGAACUCCCCGCCGAUUCCGUUUUCAAGAGGUGGUUCGGACCGAUGUUUCGGGUCGGCUAGGGCUGGUGAGAGCGUCUCCCCGCAGUACGAUGAUUGCAGGAACCAGGUUUUGGAUUUUCCUGGCGGAAAGGUUACGUUCAUUUCAGAGAUGAGGUUCCUUUCGGAAUCCACUGGCGAAAGAAUAAGCUGCUAUCGAGUUCUUGAUGAUAACGGGCAAACAAUAUCAGGCAGUAGUUUUAAAGAGGUAACCAGAGAAGUAGCUAUGAAAAUGUAUAGGGACAUGAUUACUCUACAAGUCAUGGACACCAUCUUCUAUGAAGCUCAGAGGCAAGGAAGAAUAUCCUUCUAUCUCACUUCUACUGGAGAAGAAGCCAUCAACAUUGCAUCUGCAGCUGCUCUUAGCAAUGAAGAUGUCGUAUUUCCCCAGUAUAGGGAACCUGGUGUUCUUUUAUGGAGGGGUUUCACUCUUCAAGAAUUUGCAAAUCAAUGCUUUGGCAAUAAAUCAGACUAUGGUAAAGGAAGGCAGAUGCCAAUUCAUUAUGGAUCAAGAAAGUAUAAUUAUUUCACGAUUUCAUCACCAAUAGCGACACAGCUUCCACAAGCUGUUGGAGCUGCUUAUUCUCUCAAGAUGGAUAGAAAGGAUGCCUGUGCUGUCACAUAUUUUGGCGAUGGAGGCACAAGUGAAGGAGAUUUUCAUGCUGCACUAAAUUUUGCUGCUGUUACGGAGUCUCCUGUAAUUUUCUUCUGUCGCAAUAAUGGCUGGGCAAUUAGCACUCCCACUGAAGAACAAUUUAGAUGCGAUGGUGCCGUGAUUCGAGGCCAAGCUUAUGGUAUUCGUAGCAUUCGGGUGGACGGAAAUGAUGCUCUUGCUGUGUAUAGUGCAGUUCAUUUAGCCAGAGAGAUGGCUAUAUCUGAAUCUAGGCCAAUUUUGAUUGAGGCACUGACCUACAGAGUUGGACAUCAUUCAACUUCUGAUGAUUCCACAAAGUACCGUCCAGCUGAUGAAAUCAAUCAUUGGAGAACAGAAAGGGAUCCAAUUUCCAGAUAUAGAAAGUGGAUUGAGAGAAAUGGUUGGUGGUGUGAUGAUGUUGAAUCUGAGUUUAGAAGCAGUGUUAGGAAAGAGCUACUGCAAGCAAUUCAGGUUGCAGAGAGAGCGCAAAAGCCACAACUGAAAGAAUUAUUCACUGAUGUUUAUGAUGUUCUACCUUCGAACCUGAGAGAACAAGAGCAGGUUCUUUAUCAAACUGUCGAGAAAUAUCCUGGGGAUUACCCGUCUGAUGUGCCUAUUUAGCUUAAUUGAACUUAAUACAUUUCUUAAGGACACUAAUUUGUGUACCUGAUUCUGUAUGAUGCCCCUAGUGAUGAUAUUUUUAAGUCAGUAAUUCUGUGGGGGAACACAAAUUGCAAAUCAUAAAAAUAAAUUGAGAAGUAGUGUUAUAUUGGGUUGUUCCCACGUUCAAACUCU